Symbiodinium natans is the source of this 1968-nucleotide messenger RNA. The record is from the annotation of a GenBank genome assembly. NCBI's taxonomy places the organism in Eukaryota, Dinophyceae, Suessiales, Symbiodiniaceae.
AUGAAGCAAUCCAUCCGAUGGGCCGUGGUAGCCAUGGGGUUCUUGCCCUUGCUGGCGGGCAAGAAGGCACACUCCAGCGGUGUGGUCACAGCCAAGGUCGGUAAACAGCUCAUCCAAACAGAUCAUGCGAACGCGAGCAUCGGCAAUGCCUCUCUCCAGAACACAUCGGUGAAUCUGAUGAAGAAGGAGGCUAUCGUUGGGUUCGAGGGCACGACGGGACCGCUUGGAUUUGAGAUGAUCUUGGGUGGCAGCACGGCUUGUCGGGGGAGCUCCCCCACAGACAUCGAAAGCACCUAUUACACGAUUGCCACGACAAACCUCGAUGGCUGCAGGACCCGAUGCCAGCGGGAUGUCACAUGCACCGGCAUCGGACAGCCCAACGCGAAUACGUGCGGCAAUUGGAAGGUCCCGAUCGAGGCCACCACUUUCGGUCACGGGGACAUUUGCUACGUGGCUCACCGGCGAGUUCUUGGUCAAUCGAGUUUCGCCUCCAGAAUUGCUACUGGUUACCUGGUCUUCACGCACAUGGACUGGGGAAACGUGAACACGGAGUUCUUCACGGAUCUGGCCUCGGCUACAGCGCGCUUCGCCGAGCUCGAUGGUGGGGCGAAGGCUGCGGGCAUGUACGAGGCCGACUUCACCGAGCUGAAGUUCUAUGGGAGUCAGAAAGAUGCCAUCGUCAAAGACUUUUACAAGACCUUCACUUCGACGAAGCUGUUGCCAGAAGCGAAGGCGGGUUCAUCACCCGUCGAGGGCUUCAACGGCAUGCUGGGCAACAAGCUCAGCACGCUGCUGCAUGGUGGAAAAGUGGCCUGGGAGCAGACAGGACUUGCGGCUGCCACCUUCUUCGGAAGGGGCCUGGCAGGUAUGGCAAACGGUGCCAGCCCCUUCCUCGGGCCCGUGGCAAGCAUCUCCUCCACCCUCUUGGACAAUUUGAUGAGCAAGAGCCAGGAAAACGACUACAUUUUCCAGACCAGCCCGUUCUUGCUCAAGACUGUGAAAGAGAUGGUUGGGAUGAAAGACGUGGAGGGGGGACCCCUUGGAUCCAUCAAUGGCCGAGUGGCCGCGGCCCUCAAGGGCUUCUCGAGCAAGUUGGGCUUGGCCUCGUCGGUGGCCCCAGUCGGCGGCAACGUGCGGCUUUCUCAAAGCAUGCUCCUGGAGGCUGAGGCGACCGAACUCCAGGCACGCUUGCUCGAAAAAUGCUACUCUGCCGCCUACAGCUGUUACUCAGCUGAGGGCCAGGGAGAUCACAUGAAGAGCCAGGCCAACAGCAUUGCUUGGUCUAGCUGCGAUCGCAUCCAGGAAGAGUGCAAGACGAACAUGAACGCCGGCAUCGCCUUUGUCUUGCAAGAAGUUGCUGCCUCACACUUCGCCACCAUCGCAGAUCUCUUGAGCUUGAUGCCGCAGGGCUCGAUUACAGACGAGGUGCUGGUUGACACGUUCAACGCUGUCGGAUGCCCCAACCCAGCACCCGACACGACCAAUUGGAAAGACACCUUGGAUGCUGUGCCGGACAACGCAAAGGUGUUGCAAGAGAUGUUCAACCUCUGUGAGCAGACAGCUCUGGGCACUGCCAGCGAGGAGGACAAGAAGCAAUGCUGUGUGACCUCAUGCACACCUGUGUGUGUGAAACAGACCGGUUUUUUCUAUCGCGGCCAAGCUGCUGUGGAGAGCCUCUUGCACAAGCUCAAGAAGAUUCGUGGUGAGUACCGGUCGGCGUUAACACGGGCCAGGUACCAUCACCUGGCCAAACGUAUCUCGCAAGUCGCAUGCGGGGCCGACCGAAAGUGCAGGGAAAUUGAUGGGGUAAGCGAGUUCACCACGCUCCCAGACUCCAUCUCCAACACGGAUGGCGUGAGCAUGCUUGGGCAUCCGAACGUUCGCAUCUUCAAGAAGGGCCUCACCCAACAGGUCUUGACGAAGCUGCAGAAGGGUGACAAUCUCGUGAACGAUCGAGUUGCAGCUUAA